Messenger RNA from Penicillium malachiteum, 387 nucleotides. Its product is annotated as YbjQ family protein. Lineage: Eukaryota; Fungi; Ascomycota; Eurotiomycetes; Eurotiales; Aspergillaceae. The record is from RefSeq and is a predicted model, not a curated record. The coding region runs from base 1 to 387 and encodes 128 amino acids. The transcript has a single exon.
AUGCCAAAUCCCGAGGCCCCAGCUGUACAAGUACCCUCUUGUUUCACCGAUACCCAUGGGGUAGUCAUAUCAACUAUGAACGACCUACCAGGUUACAAGAUUAAGAAAGUGCUUGGUACCAUCUACGGAAUCACUGUCCGAACACGCAACUGGGGUGCUGAUCUGGGUGCUGUUUUCCGCUCAGCUAUCGGAGGGGAGAUACGGUUCUUUACAAAUAUGAUGUAUUCGGCUCGUGAGGAAGCGAUGGAGAGACUAGUUGGGGAGUGUAUGAGUCGAGGCGGGAAUGCGAUUGUUGCGGUCAGGUUUGAUGUUGCGAGCUAUGGGGUUUGUUCGCAAAUUUGUGCUUAUGGGACGGCUUGUCUAGUUGAGGUAGUUGAGGAACAGUGA